AUGGACGAUUUGGGUGAGGGGAUUGAGAGGCAACCCCAGACUUUGGCGAUUGAGGAUGCUGUCAAAGUCCUCUUACAAGGUUUGGGAGAGGAUAUCAAUAGAGAAGGAAUCAAAAAGACUCCAUUUCGUGUUGCCAAGGCGCUGCGAGAAGCCACUAAAGGAUAUAAGCAAAAGGUGAAGGACAUAGUUGAGGGAGCUUUGUUCCCCGAAGCCGGUCUGGAUGCUGCAGUGGGAGAUGCAGGCGGAGCUGGGGGCCUCGUUGUGGUCCGAGAUCUCGAUCUAUUCUCCUACUGUGAGUCAUGCAUGCUUCCUUUCCAGUUCAAGUGCCACGUCGGUUACAUUCCAUCAGGCCAGAGAGUUUUAGGGUUAAGCAAGCUUUCCAGGGUGGCUGAUGUCUUCGCCAAGCGACUCCAGGACCCACAGCGCCUAGCCGAUGAAGUCUGUUCCGCGCUUCACCGUUGGAUCAAGCCAACAGGUGUUGCCAUCGUGCUCGAAUGCUGGCAUCCGAGCUUGGAGUCCUUCGUUAUGGACUCCAAUCGCGAGGGAUGGUCGAGCUGGGUUUUGGUUCGUUCGGGUUCAGGUGUUUUUGACAAUGUUGAUGAGGGUGAAAGCUGGAACGACUUUUUGAGCCUUCUGAAGUUCAAGUUUGUAGCUCCAUGGUCACGGUCGCGAUCUUGUUCGAGUCUGAAGGUUUCUUAUAAAGAGGGACAACUCGACUCAGGGAUGGUUACCGCGGUGGAUUCGAUCCUCAGGUGUUUAGGGGAAGACCCAGUGAGAGAAGAGCUAGUUGGCACUCCGGUUCGUUUCGUGAAGUGGCUGAUGAAUUUUCGAAACACCGGUUUCGAGAUGAAGUUGAAUGGGUUUGUCUAUGGUAAAAAUCUAGCAAACCACAAGGAAGAGCAGUUGCAGAUAGAGUUAAACUUGUCAUUUUGGUCUCAGUGUGAGCACCAUUUGCUGCCCUUUUAUGGAGUCGUGCAUAUUGGGUACUUCGGGUUCAAUCGUGUUCCCAAGUCCCUUCUGCGAUCGAUAGUGCAUUUUUACGGUUUCAAGCUCCAAGUUCAAGAAAGACUGACCAGGCAAAUUGCAGAGGUUGUUUCUUCUUUGGUAGGUGGAGAUGUCAUGGUGGUUGUAGAGGCUGCACACACAUGUAUGAUUUCGAGAGGCAUUGAGAAGUUUGGAAGUAGUACUGCCACAAUUGCGGUUCUGGGACGAUUUUCAGCCGAACCUGGUGCAAGAGCCAUGUUUUUGGAGAGCCUCCCAAAUAGUAGUAUUGAGUUGGGACCAUCUUGA
Messenger RNA from Linum tenue, 1290 nucleotides. The record is from the annotation of a GenBank genome assembly. Lineage: Eukaryota; Viridiplantae; Streptophyta; Magnoliopsida; Malpighiales; Linaceae.